CCGGUCGCGGCCGCUUGGAACUUGCGAAGCGGUUCUGCAGCCAGCGCCUCGGCCUCCGGAUCCGGUGCGUCCGGCUGCGGGACACAGGCUCGAGUGGGAGGCCGGCCGAGGUGCGGCGCGGCCCCGGGGCCGCAGCCUUCGCAGGCGCCCGCCGCUAGCCGCGCCUUCGCAGCGUACUCCAUGCAUCCCGAGCCUGCCCCGCCCCCGAGCAACAGCAAUCCCGAGCUUCCCUUGAGCGGCGGCAGCAGCACUAGCGGCAGCCGCCGGAGCCGCCGCCGCAGCGGGGACGGGGAGCCCUCGGGGGCCCCACCGCUGCCGCCCCCGCCCGCCGUCAGCUACCCGGACUGGAUCGGCCAGAGUUACUCCGAGGUGAUGAGCCUCAACGAGCACUCGAUGCAGGCGCUGUCCUGGCGCAAACUCUACUUGAGCCGCGCCAAGCUCAAAGCCUCCAGCCGGACCUCAGCUCUGCUCUCCGGCUUCGCCAUGGUAGCGAUGGUGGAAGUCCAGUUGGAUACAGACCACGACUACCCGCCGGGGCUGCUCAUUGUCUUCAGCGCCUGCACCACGGUGCUGGUGGCCGUGCACCUGUUCGCCCUCAUGAUCAGCACCUGCAUCCUGCCCAACAUCGAGGCCGUGAGCAACGUGCACAACCUCAACUCCGUCAAAGAGUCGCCCCACGAGCGCAUGCACCGCCACAUCGAGCUGGCCUGGGCCUUCUCGACGGUCAUCGGGACGCUGCUUUUCCUGGCGGAAGUGGUGCUGCUCUGCUGGGUCAAGUUCUUACCGCUCAAGAGGCAAGCGGGCCAGCCAAGCCCCACCAAGCCUCCGGCACAACCAGCCGUCAUCGCCAACCACAGCGACAGCGGCGGCGGCAUCACCCCGGGUGAGGCGGCAGCCAUCGCCUCCACGGCCAUCAUGGUUCCCUGCGGCCUGGUUUUCAUCGUCUUUGCCGUUCACUUCUAUCGCUCGCUGGUCAGCCAUAAGACGGACCGACAGUUCCAGGAGCUCAACGAGCUGGCCGAGUUUGCCCGCUUGCAGGACCAGCUGGACCACAGAGGGGACCAUUCUCUCACACCGGGCACCCACUAUGCCUAAGCCCACACCUUCCCACUGGCCCUUUGAGGCCUUGGCCUUAUGCCCUUCCCCAUGACCUUGUCCUGGCCCAGUCUGGAGGACGGCCUGUGCAGGCGGCUGGCUUCACCAGGGCAGAGUGUGGAAGGACGAGGCUUAAAAAAAAAAAGAUCACGGCACUUGGAGAUUUUCUUCUGUGAGAAUAAGCUCUCCCUGUUCUUCAGCUCCCCAUCCCCCCUCCUGGUAGGACGGGGGUGGGGGUGGGGGGGUGGAGUGGGGACAGUUGCUCUCUUUGUCCCUUCUCUUCCCCUGCACCAGUGCCACCCGGAUGCUUCCUGUCCUGUCCUAAGCAUCCUUACUUGUUAGCCAAGUGUGUGUGUGUUAAGUGUGUGUGCGCGUGCGCAGGUCUCUCUCUCUCUGCGUGUAUGUGUGCAUGAGUGUGCGCAUGCGCACUUAAUAUGUACACAUAAAAUAUAUUCACAAGGGACACCUCUUUCUCAUGUCUAUGUUUGUUGGGUCUGGUAGAACGUCCAGUCAGGUGAGUCACUAAACAAGUCUUUUUUUUGUUUGUUUGGUUUGGUUUUUUUUUGUUGUUGUUGUUUUGUUUUUUUUAAGAUUUAUUUAUUAUAUGUAAGUACACUGUAGCUAUCUUCAAACACCCCCAGAAGAGGGCAUCAGAUCUCAUCACGGAUGGUUAUGAACCACCAUGUGGUUGCUGGGAUUUGAACUCAGGACCUUUAGAAGAACAGUCAGUGCUCUUAACCGCUGAGCCAUCUCUCCAGCCCUUGGUUUGGUUUUUUGAGACAGGGUUUCUCUGUGUAGCCCUGGCUGUCCUGGAACUCACUCUGGAGACCAGGCUGGCCUCGAACUCAGAAAUCCACCUGCCUCUGCCUCCCAAGUGCUGGGAUUAAAGGUGUGCACCACUACUGGAAGGGGCUCAGGGACCAAACACUAACCUGUCAGGGUCAGAGCCCUAGGAUCAGUCCAACAACUCAACAAAAACUGUUGCUGGGGAGGGAACCCAGGAGUUCGACAAGGCACUCUCCUAAGGAGUUCCACUCUAAGACAGGAAACUUUGCUUGGAAAAUUCCUACUCAAAAGAAACCUUCAGGGAUACUAAUUAAAAUGUGUACCUAGUUGUUUCUUUUGGAGGUAGUGACACUCUACAAAGUCGCCAGAAGACCAGAAACGGGUGUGCACACACUGAACGACUGUUUCUAGGAGAAAUUCAAAGUUAGGUCCCUGAAAGCCUUCGGUCACAGUAGUUUUGUUAUAUGUGAUUAAGACAUUAUGUUGUAUUAGGUGUCAUUGAGUUUAAAGACUACAUAUAUUGCGGGACAGGAGAGAUGGCUCAGUAUUUAAGAGCAUUUGGCUGCUUUUCCACAAGACCCAGGUUUCAUACCUAAUAUGCCAGUUGCAGCACACAACCAUCUGCAACUCCAGAUCCAGGAAUAUCCAAUGGCCUCUUCUGGCCUUUAUGAUUACUAGGCAUGCAUGUGGUUUACAGACAUACAGAAAAGGCUUUUUUUGCCUUUUUUGGGAUGGGGAGGGGGGACUUCGAAACAGGGUUUCUUUGUGUAAUUCUUUUCUGUCUUGGAACUUUGUAGACCAGGCUGGCUUCAGACGUUUACAAAAUCCACUCCCAAGUGCUAAGAUUAGAGGCGUGCACCACCACCACCACUGGGCCACAUUAAAAACAUUUAUUUUUUUUUAAUGAAUGCUAUAUCGGGGGCCGGAGAGAUGGCUCAGAGGUUAAGAGCACUGGCUGAUCUUCCAGAGGUCCUGAGUUCAAUUCCCAGCAACCACAUGGUGGCUCACAGCCAUCUGUAAUGGGAUCUAGGGCCUUCUUCUGGUCUUUAGGCAUACAUGUAGGAGACUGCCAUAUACAUAAUAAAUAUUUUAAAAGAAUGCUAUAUUGCGGCUGGCGAGGUGGCUCAGUGGUUAAGAACACAUACUGCUAAGUUCAGUUUUGAGUGUUGGCAUCAGGCACUCAAACUCCAUUACUCCAGUUCCAGGGUAUCCGUUGCCACCUUCUGGCCUCAGAGGGAACUGCACACAUGUAGUGUAUAUACAUAUAUACAUAAAAAUCCUUUCUAUGACUUGAGAUCAAAGUGUUCAGUGGUUAAGAGUGUUUGCUGCUUUUUGAGAAGACCUGAAUUCAGUUUCCAGUGUCCACAUAGGGCAGCGUAUAAUUCCAGCUUCAGGGGACCCAACAGCCUUUUCUGGCUUCAUUGGGCAGUGCACACAUGAUGUGUGCUGGCACCAACACACAGAUAAUCCUUGUCAGCUUAAACGGGACCUUCUGAAACCAAGGAUAUUACCAUUCCUGAGAACAGGAUUUUUUUUUUUUUUUUGUAGCCCAGGCUGUGCCUUGGUCUUCCAGGAACAUCCACCUCCCACAUGUUGGAAUUAACAGUGAUGCUGCAUGUCUUUAUUGGGUGCUAGGAGUGAAAUCAAAGGCACUUCUAUGCUAGGCAAGGACUCUGUGCUGUCUAGAUCGAUACCCCAAAUUUAGGAAAUUGAAUUUUGUAUAUUGCAUUUACCACCUGAUAACUCAGAUUCCUACUUGCCCUAGGAAUGCCCCUUUCCCUCCAUUCCAUUUGUAGUCACCAGUUGUCUCCUCUUAUUCGGACCCAUCGCAUGGCUUUUGUCUUUUCAAAUAACUGAGCCUUGGGAGGUUUUAUUAAGAGAGCUGAAUAUAGCCCAGGCUAGCCUUGAACUCACUGUGCAGUGGAUUACCUUGAACUAAGACUCCUCCAACUCCCAAGUUGUGGGCUUGCUGGUAUAUACCCCCAUGCCAGGGGUCUUGCAGAACUAGGGCACAAGUUCAGAGCCAUGGGAGUGCUGCCCAGGCUCUCAGCUGCCACCCCCAGCCCAUCAUCAUUUUUUUUAAAUGUGUAUGAGUGUCUGCAUGUAUGUAUGUAUGUAUGUAUGUAUGUAUGUAUGUAUGUGUAUCACGAGCAUGCCAGGUGCCUCUGAUGGACAGAAGAGGGUGUCACAUCACCUGAGAACUGGACUGACAGGUAGCAGUUAGCUACCAUGUAGAUGCUGGAAACAAGGCUAGGCUCUUCUGUGGGAGCAGCGGUGCUUUUAUCUCUGAGCCAUCUUGAGCCGUCUGUCCAGCCCAGAUAUUAACAUUUUUUUUCCUAAAGCAAUCAGACCUAUGGUUUUACAGAAUGCCUUGGGGUUUACUUUCUCUUAAGGUUUUUUUUUGGGUUUUUUGGGUUUUUUUUAUGUUUUUUUCCUGGUUAUAAUCAGAUUGUGCAUUUCAGUAGGAAUACCCUCUGAGGGUUUAUCAAUCCAACUGAAACAAAAUAGGACUAGUUAGCUAUUUGUGUGUGUGUGUUGGGGGGAUGCUCUAAGUACUGUAAUGCUCGUCCAAUCCUCCCCUUCUCAGAAAGUUAAUCAUCACUGUGCAGCAGACAAAAGUUGCUGCUCAGGAAAGUUAAGGUAGUACACCUCUGUGUCACGUAACCAGAUAGGCACAAACAAACAAACCAAAAACGAUUUAUCUUGGUUAA
This is a messenger RNA of Apodemus sylvaticus (European woodmouse), 4592 nucleotides long. RefSeq names its product ORAI calcium release-activated calcium modulator 1 (gene Orai1). Gene Ontology annotation, cellular component: membrane. Bases 181 to 1095 code for a protein of 304 amino acids. NCBI's taxonomy places the organism in Eukaryota, Metazoa, Chordata, Mammalia, Rodentia, Muridae. Gene Ontology annotation, biological process: store-operated calcium entry. The transcript has 2 exons. The record is from RefSeq and is a predicted model, not a curated record. Gene Ontology annotation, molecular function: store-operated calcium channel activity.